Molecule: messenger RNA, 3216 nt
Organism: Labeo rohita (rohu)
Lineage: Eukaryota; Metazoa; Chordata; Actinopteri; Cypriniformes; Cyprinidae
Gene: inhbb
Product: inhibin subunit beta B
Exons: 3
Coding region: 623-1801 (392 amino acids)
Biological process (GO): BMP signaling pathway; SMAD protein signal transduction
Cellular component (GO): extracellular region
Molecular function (GO): cytokine activity; growth factor activity
Source: RefSeq, a predicted model, not a curated record
UGCGGCUCUGUGAGCGUAACCUGUUUUAGCGCAUAAUCUCUCGCCUGCAGUUGGUCGAGCGUCCCACGUGGUUUGAAGUAUAAAAAAAGUUUCAGCGCGAGGUGCUUUAGUGUCGUGAUUACACGAGAGAAAAGACCAAAGGACAACAUCCCUCCUGAGGCUGAAGAAAUACGCAAGAACAUCCACAAUUCACAACAACACUAUUAGUGAGAGAAGAGGAGCACGAGCAAUUUAUACUCGGUGGAAAGACAAAGAGUGAAUUUUUGUCUUCAAACAAGAACGAUUUUUGACUACACUGACUCUUAAAGGAAUACAAGAUUAGUAACCGGUUUGUUUUGAUUCCUUACACACGUCAAUUUCUCAGUUACCUUGGAGAUGUGGAGGUUUUCCAUGGGGAGGUUUUCGCGCUUUUAACUGGCGUCAAUUAAGAUUGACAUUUUAGCGAGUAAAUGUGUUUACCGGGCGAUACUACACACACUUUCUGUGACCGUCUCACAAAAAUGACCGCGAGCAUGAUGAUGAAUGGACAUCUGUCAAAGGAGGUUGUUGGAAGUACAACUCUGUCUGGUUUAUAGGUCAAAUUGUUCUACGGUAGGAAUUCAUGAACUGAUUUGUCUGUUGAAUGGACACGUUAUUUAAGAAAAUGAGCAUUUACAUCCUCUCUGUAACCUGUUUAAUGGCUUGCAUACUCUCAGUUCAGUGUAGUCUGGGAGCUGAGACUAUGUCUCAGGAGUCUCAGUGUGCCUCUUGUGGACUCGGGCAUCCGGAUGAUUCGGGGCGAAUGGACACAGACUUUCUGGAGGCGGUUAAAAGGCACAUAUUGAACCGACUGCAGAUGAGAGAGAGACCAAAUAUCACUCAUCCCAUUCCCAAAGCUGCCAUGGUAACGGCGCUGCGCAAACUUCACGCGGGUAAAGUUAGGGAGGACGGGAGGGUUGAAAUUCCCAACUUGGAUGGACAUGCUGCCUACAACGAGGUGCAAGAAGAAACGUCGGAAAUCAUCAGUUUCGCCGAGUCAGACGAUGUGACUCCAUCAAAGUCAAGCCUCUACUUCUUGAUUUCCAAUGAGGGGAAUCAGAACCUCUACGUGUUGCAAGCAAACCUGUGGCUGUACUUCAAACUGUUACCAGGUACUCAGGAGAAAGGACUGCGGCGAAAGGUGACGGUGAGAGUGCACUACUAUGAACCUGGAGGGAAGAACGUGCACUGGCCCAUGAUGGAAAAACGCAUAGAGUUGAAACGCAGCGGCUGGCACACCUUCCCUGUGUCCGAGGCCGUACGAGAAAUGCUCGCGAAAGGGGGCCGCCGGCAAGACCUCGACAUUCACUGCGAUGGCUGUGAGGCCGCCAAUGUUCUGCCCAUCAUGGUGGACCCAAGCGAUCCCUCGCACCGUCCCUUCCUGGUGGUCCGCGCCCAGCAGGCGGACGGGAAGCACCGAAUCCGAAAGCGAGGCUUAGAGUGUGACGGCACCAAUGGCGGCUUGUGCUGCCGACAGCAGUUUUACAUUGACUUCCGGCUCAUUGGCUGGAACGACUGGAUCAUCGCGCCAGCGGGGUACUAUGGGAACUACUGCGAAGGCAGCUGCCCGGCUUACAUGGCAGGCGUUCCGGGCUCUGCCUCGUCAUUUCACACUGCAGUAGUUAACCAGUACCGCAUGAGAGGCAUGAGUCCUGGUUCGGUCAACUCCUGCUGCAUACCCACCAAACUCAGCACCAUGUCCAUGCUGUACUUCGACGACGAGUACAACAUCGUCAAGCGCGACGUGCCUAACAUGAUUGUGGAGGAGUGUGGCUGUGCCUGAAAAGGACAUGUUACAAAAGCAGUGACAGUCAUAUUUAUGGUCUUUCUGAACCACAUGCAUAUAGAUUGCGUUCUUAAUUGUGCACUCACAAAGUACAAUCACACACACGUUUGUGUGUGUGUGUGCAUCAAGCAGUAGAUCAGAUGUAUGACAGGUGGGUCCUUCUAAUGAACAACAAAAAGGCUUUGGGAUGAUAAGGGAACACCAAAUGGUUUAUCUCUAGUUUGCCAUUUCUAGACUUAAAAAAAAUGGCUGAAUACUAGCAGCAAAAAGGAGACAAACUGGUGUCACCCUUUGACAUAAGUACUUAGAGACUGUUAUACAAGCACUGACAUAUCUCCUACUUCAGAACACCAGCACUUCAGCAGCUCGUUUCAGACAAAUCAUUCCAGCUGAUGUGGGGAUUUCUGAAUCGGUGUGUCAUCCUCCCAGUCAUUCCCAGAGGCAUUCCCACAGCAAUGACUCUAGUUGUCUGCGGCAAUCCGUUGUGAGGCUUCUACUCAAACUGUAAGCACCUCUGGACAAGAUCGUCUUGAAACUAAAACCACUUCUGCCGUUCUACUAAUACGUGCACGUCUUGACUGCAUAACUAGGUCUAACCGGUACUUCACCGCUUCCUUCAUCUGCACACUUCAGUGGCUGACAAACGCUCGCAGCGGUGUGUGCGUCCCGCGGAGCCGCUUCCAUUCUGUCCAGCUGGUUUACAGGGAGUACAGCACUUGCGAAAACUCUCGAAAUGCACAAUUUAAAGCACUUGCAUAUUGCAAAGCCUUCAAAAGGGUACAUAGAGGUGGACCUACCCUUGCCCAUAGUCCUUUUAAUAUAAAGUGCCGCACGAACUAUGCAAUGUAUAGUAAUCCUGAACUAUGUCAAACGAACUGAAUUCUUCUUUCUGCUUGUCUUUAACUCUUUAUCAAUACUUGAAAUGUGAUCUUUCGCUUGCUUUCCAAAGCGGAUGAUUGUUAUGACGUUUGCACUGAAAAGUUGCGGGAUUAGUUAAAAGACAACUGCCAUUGAAAAUGUUAUUUUUGUAGUAAAACUGAAUUUUGUGAAAAAUUUAUUGUACCUAAUAAAUUGUACCAAAGAGGCCAAUAUUUUAGCUAUUAUAAUAAGAUGGCAAGGCCAUUCCAAUAUUUGUAAAAUAAUUAUUGAUACUUCUCAAGAGGCCUAAUAAUCAGGGUACAACAUUAUGGAUUCCAUUUGUAGCUCUGUCUAAUUUUUUAUACUGUGUACAGCAAACCGAUGAAACACAAUCUCUUCCUUGUCUUUCAUUUUCCAGUCUUCUAUUUAAUAAGAGUUAUUUCGUAGCUGUUGUUACAAAGUCAUUUAGUUAAACAGAUGUCAUCUCUGUACAGAUUAUGUAAAAUAAAAUAUUCUUUCUUAAAUAUUUUGUAACUUUAAAAUAAAUUCUUACU